Molecule: messenger RNA, 828 nt
Organism: Anopheles marshallii
Lineage: Eukaryota; Metazoa; Arthropoda; Insecta; Diptera; Culicidae
Product: enoyl-CoA hydratase domain-containing protein 3, mitochondrial
Exons: 3
Coding region: 1-828 (275 amino acids)
Cellular component (GO): mitochondrion
Molecular function (GO): hydro-lyase activity
Source: RefSeq, a predicted model, not a curated record
AUGAUAACAAGAAUUGGACGUGUUCUGCCUCACUUUAGCAGGGUUUCCCAAAGAUACCUGUCGACAUACACCUUUAAUGAUGGAGUUGGUACUAUUUUGUUGGACAAUGAGAAAACACGCAAUUCACUUUCGCUGGACAUGAUGGACAGUAUUCAUAAGCAUAUCGUUAGCAACCAGCAUGACACCGAACUGCGGUGCAUUGUUUUAGCAGCACGAGGGCGUGUGUUUUCAGCAGGACAUAAUCUCAAAGAAUUAACCGCUGAGCAAGGACCAGACCACCACAAGCAGGUGUUUCACAAAUGUUCGGAAUUGAUCGACGCCAUCCGGUUAGCACCGGUUCCUAUCAUUGCCAAAGUUGAUGGCUUAGCUGCCGCAGCAGGAUGUCAGCUAGUAGCGUCCUGUGAUAUGGCUAUUUGCAGCGAUACUAGCAUAUUCUCUACUCCCGGGGCCAGCUUUGGCAUAUUUUGUUCAACGCCGGGAAUCGCGGUGGUACGUGCCAUUCCUCGCAUGAGAGCCGCCUAUAUGCUAUUUACCGGGCUUCCCAUUACGGCAAACGAAGCCCUUGAAGCAGGACUUGUAAGUAAAGUAGUUUGCAAAACUCAAAUCAAUGAAGAGGUGGACAGCAUUUGUAAAGCCAUAGCAUCGAAAAGUCGUGCUGUGAUUGCACUUGGUAAGACAUUUUUUUACCAGCAAAUAGCAAUGGAUGUUUCUACAGCGUAUGAACUAGGUGAGCAAAUAAUGGUCCAAAAUUUAGCUACAAUCGAUGGACAGGAGGGAAUAAAGAGCUUUGUAGAAAAGCGUCGGCCUAAAUGGCACCACAAAGAAUAA